This is a messenger RNA of Paramecium octaurelia, 798 nucleotides long. The record is from the annotation of a GenBank genome assembly. NCBI's taxonomy places the organism in Eukaryota, Ciliophora, Oligohymenophorea, Peniculida, Parameciidae.
AUGGAGUAGAAGGAGAAGAAGGGAAAAAAAUAAUAAGAUUCUACAGUGGACAAAUUGAAAUGCAUUUCAGAAAUAGUCGCCGAAUUGAUUAAAUAAUAUGAUAGCAAUCAGAAGAUUAAUUUAUCACAAAUUAAAGCAGAGUUUUCAAAAAAGAAUAAGAUCUCAGGAGCACCUAAGAUAGUUGAGAUCUUGUCAGCCAUUCCAGAUGACUAUAAGGAUAAAUUGAUACCAAUUUUGAAAGCAAAACCAGUGAGAACAGCAUCUGGUAUAGCUGUGGUUGCUGUUAUGGCUAAACCGCAUAGAUGUCCACAUAUAGCUGUUACAGGAAACAUUUGUAUUUAUUGUCCAGGAGUAAGAGCAUUUAUAUAAUGAUUUUAGGGUCCUGACAGUGAUUUUGAAUAUUCUACUUAAAGUUAUACAGGAUAUGAACCUACAAGUAUGAGAGCAAUUAGAGCCAGAUAUAAUCCAUACAUUCAAGCAAGAGAUCGAAUAGCUUAGUUAAAAUAACUGGGUCAUGAUUGUGAUAAGGUGGAAUACAUUAUAAUGGGUGGAACAUUCAUGUCGUUGGAUUAAGAAUAUAGAGAUUAUUUUAUUAGAAAUUUACAUGAUGCAUUAAGUGGCCAUCGUUCAUAAACAGUCAAAGAAUCAGUCCAAUUCUCUGAGGAGAGUAGAUCUAAGUGUAUAGGUAUAACUAUAGAAACACGACCUGAUUUUUGUCAGAAAAGUCAUUUAAGUGAUAUGUUAUUAUAUGGAUGUACUCGUAUUGAAGUUGGUGUUCAAUCAAUNAUUAUAGAUUGA